Molecule: messenger RNA, 648 nt
Organism: Paraglomus occultum
Lineage: Eukaryota; Fungi; Glomeromycota; Glomeromycetes; Paraglomerales; Paraglomeraceae
Source: the annotation of a GenBank genome assembly
AUGGAAACGGAAUUAGGUCUGAAACCGGGAGAAAUCGGCUUAGGAACCACUCUUGUAGCUGUUGGCUUUGAUGGAGGUGUGAUCAUUGGAGCGGAUUCACGCACGUCGAUGGGGGGCGCAUAUGUUGUCAAUAGGGUUACGGAUAAGUUGACCUACGUUAGUGAUAGGAUAUACUGCUGCCGGUCUGGCAGUGCAGCUGAUACGCAAGCUGUUGCUAAUCUCGUCACCUAUUAUCUACAACUAUACGCUAUACAACAUGGAGAGGAGCCUCCUGUCCGUGUGGCAGCAGCGUUGUUCCAGGAACUCUGCUAUAAGAACAAGGAAAUGUUAUCGGCAGGGAUAAUUUGUGCUGGAUGGGAUAAGUAUGCUGGUGGUUCCGUUUACGGCAUACCGAUAGGAGGAUCAUUGCACAAAUUGCCAUAUGCUACAGCAGGUAGUGGUUCUACAUAUCUCUAUGGUUAUCUUGAUACCGCAUUUAGACCAAACAUGACCAAGGAAGAAACAAUAGAAUUAGUCAAGACUGCUAUUGCACUUGCAAUUGGUAGAGAUGGAUCAUCUGGAGGUUGCAUUCGUCUUGCUGUUAUUACAGAAGAUGGCGUGGAGCGGCAUUUUAUUCCGGGAGAUCAAGUACCAGUCUUGGGCAUAUGA